AUGUUAGACCCGAACAUUUGCAUCAAAAAGCCUUUCGAUUUCGGAUAUCCUGUUUUGUGUGGAUCUUUAGGAUGGAAACAAGGAGAUGAAGAAGGAAAAUGGGCCCAAAAAGCUAUUGAAACAUUAAUAAAAAAGUUGAAGAAACGAAAAGGGGUUUUAGAGAGGCUCCAGUACGCACUUCUUCACCCGAAUGAGCCCAGUGAGUGUGUAACUAUCCCACGAUCGCUAGAUGGUCGAAUUCAGGUUUCUCAUCGUAAAGGAUUUCCACAUGUGAUAUACUGCAGAGUAUGGCGUUGGCCUGACCUCCAGAGUCACCAUGAGUUAAGGCCUGUUGAGAAUUGCAAAUUGCCAUUCAGUUCUAAGGAGACGGAAGUGUGCAUUAACCCAUAUCAUUAUACUCGCGUUGAUUAUCCUGUCUUGCCCCCUGUAUUAGUGCCUAGGCAUAACGAAUACCCAACAAUCGAGUCUACUAAAAAGGAUUCUCCAAGUGAUGAAACAUGUGACUCACACUGUUAUUCAGGAUUCCAUGCUGUAAAUUAUCAGGAACCAAAAUAUUGGUGCAGUGUUGUGUAUUAUGAAUUAAAUUCACGUAUUGGUGAAGCAUACUUUGCCUGUAUACCCAGUAUCAUUGUCGAUGGUUUCACUAAUCCAGGUCGGGAUAGUGGUCGGUUUUCCGUAGGAUUUUUAUCAAAUAUUAAUAGAAGCCUGGCUGUUGAAAAUGCCCGCAAACAAAUUGGAAAGGGUGUUCAUUUGUUUACUUUUGGUGGUGAUGUCUACGCAGAAUGCUUAUCGGAUUGCAGUAUUUUCAUUCAAUCCCGCGAGUGUAAUGAACGUCAUCAUUUUCACCCAACAACUGUGAUCAAAAUACCUCCAGGUGGAUGCUUACGCAUAUUUUCCAAUCGUCAAUUUGCUCAUAUUCUUAGUUAUACUAUAUCACGAGGUGUUGAAGCUACCUAUGAUCUUGUACGUAUGUGUACCAUACGAUUAAGUUUUGUUAAAGGUUGGGGUGCUGAAUACCACCGACAGGACAUUACUUCUACACCAUGUUGGAUAGAAAUCCACUUGCGUGGUCCUUUCUUAUGGCUUGAUCGCGUUCUUCGUCAAAUGGGUCCAAGUCGAAGUCCGAUCUCUUCAGUUUCCUAA
Schistosoma rodhaini is the source of this 1143-nucleotide messenger RNA. The record is from the annotation of a GenBank genome assembly. NCBI's taxonomy places the organism in Eukaryota, Metazoa, Platyhelminthes, Trematoda, Strigeidida, Schistosomatidae.